This is a messenger RNA of Drosophila mojavensis, 383 nucleotides long. RefSeq lists its product as uncharacterized. The record is from RefSeq and is a predicted model, not a curated record. The transcript has a single exon. The coding region runs from base 26 to 307 and encodes 93 amino acids. Lineage: Eukaryota; Metazoa; Arthropoda; Insecta; Diptera; Drosophilidae.
GGAUUUCAUUCUUGUUCGAGCUCUCAUGUCGACCAGAUCAGUUUUGAUAUCCAACAUUAAAAUGAUUGCCGAAAACGUGCCACAAUGCAACACCCUCGAGGACUCUGAGAAGAGGUCGUUUACAGGCGCUGUAGUCAACCUGAGAAAACUAUUGAAAUCAGUUAAACGUAUUUUCGCAACUUCGAGGAGAGCAUCACCGUCGGAGGAGCACUUCUCGGAAUCGACUGCGAGUAGUAUUCCUACAGAAGAGGAGCUUCAGAAUUGGUUGAAUGAGCAAAUCGAAUCCAAACUGGCGCUGCUUCGGUAACGGGACUCUAAUCAAUGGAUAUUGAUAAUAAACUGUGAUGGGACUUGUGCUCCGGCACGAUUCCAAUAUCUACAAA